AUGGUAGGACCAACCGAUAUUGUAAUUCAAUCAGAGAAUAAUAAAUCAUUAUUAUUUACAAAUUUAAUUAGUAGCAAAAUUAACUCAUCAUGUUCAGUAAUGUCAACGACAAUUGAUAGUAGUGAAGUUACAUUAGCGUCUUCUCAAACAAAAUCAACAAAUCAAAUUAAUAGUAUUGCAUUAUCAACUAGUAUUGAUACAAAUAAUAAUGAAAUUAAUUGUAACAAUAACAAUAAUAAUAAUAAUAAUAAUAAUAAUAAUAAUAAUAAUAAUAAUAAUAAUAAUAAUAAUAAUAAUAAUAAUAAUAAUAAUAAUAAUAAUAAUAAUAAUAAUAGUAGUAGUAGUAAUAGUAAUAGUUUGUCAAAUAGUUUUGAUAGUUUAUAUUCACCAGAGAUAUUAUCUAAACUUUCAUUAUCAACAUCAUCUCCAACAUUCACAUCAUCAACUUCACCAAAUUCAACCACUACAUUUUUAAAUUUUAGUACAACAACAAUGGCCGACUUUAAUGUAUAUUAUCCACCACCAUUGAAUAUUGCUGGUGAUGACGAUUUUUAUAGUAAUUCAAAUAGUAGUAAUGGUUCAAUUAGUGGAAAUAGUUUCUUAUCAAAUAAAAGAAAAUCACCUUAUUUAUAUAAAAGUGAAAAGAAUCCAUCCCGAUGUUUAUCUUGUAAUAGAGUAAUUUUAAAAUAUAUUGUUGGUGUUUCAAAUAAUAGUGGUAAAGUUUAUCCAAAAUCAACUGGUUAUAAAUGUAAUCAAUGUAAUACAGCAAUUUGUGAAAAAUGUGCUUCGGAAAAUAACAAUAAUAACAAUAUUAAUAAUAAUAAUAAUAUUAUUAUACCAACAAAUAACGAUAUUAAUAAAUCAUCAUCAUCAACAACAACAUCAACAACAACAACAACAACCUUUAUUUCAACAUGUAAAAAUUGUAUGAAAAAAGGAAAUAAAAAAACAACAAGUAUAAUUGUUAAAUAUUAG
Molecule: messenger RNA, 975 nt
Organism: Dictyostelium discoideum AX4
Lineage: Eukaryota; Evosea; Eumycetozoa; Dictyosteliales; Dictyosteliaceae
Exons: 1
Coding region: 1-975 (324 amino acids)
Source: RefSeq, a predicted model, not a curated record